AUGGUCCAUAGAACAAAUAAGGCCCAAAUGGUAGGGAAAGAUGAAUCCCUAAAAAACAGCGAUCCUGCCAGAUUUUAUGAGGGGAUCGUCCCAAUUGUUCCGCAAUUUGCAGAAGGCUGCACCAACAUAUACGGAACUGGAUCCGUUUCAGAAAACCAGCUCUCUGGAAAAGUGAAAGAUGCUUCGGUUGUCACCCAUGAGUUACGGUUGAUAAAGUUGACCAAUGGCGGAGCUCAAGUUAAUGAAAGAGUCUGCGUCUGUUACUUGGAUCUGUUGUGUUGCUAUUCAUUUCAUCAGCCAAUAUCUCCUACAAUAAAAGAUGGGGCUCUUGUCUUGGAGGAUGUUGGUUGCGAGAUUCGUGGUUAUGUCAGUGAUCUUACUCGCACCUGGCCAUCCUAUGGCAGCUUCUCGUCAGCUCAAGAAGAGCUCUACGAUCUUAUUCUGCAAACAAACAAGACAUCUGUGGAGCUUUGCGAACCUGGUGCUAACAUUCGAGAAAUACACAACUUUUCAGUAUGGUUCUUUGUCCCCGAGUUGUUUCUCGUUGAAAUGCUUCACAAAGGACUCGAGGAGAUCGGAAUUCUGAAGGACUCUAGAAGCAGUUCCUACCAUCAGAUGAAUCCAACUUCCAUAGAUAUAAUGCAAACGCAUCAGGCAUAUUGUUGCAAGUCCAUCCCGGAAACCAUUGUCCUCGGACAGGCAGUUGUUCUCAAAGAGGUUUAG
This is a messenger RNA of Pyrus x bretschneideri (Chinese white pear), 723 nucleotides long. RefSeq lists its product as uncharacterized. Gene Ontology annotation, molecular function: aminopeptidase activity. The transcript has 6 exons. NCBI's taxonomy places the organism in Eukaryota, Viridiplantae, Streptophyta, Magnoliopsida, Rosales, Rosaceae. Bases 1 to 723 code for a protein of 240 amino acids. The record is from RefSeq and is a predicted model, not a curated record. Gene Ontology annotation, cellular component: mitochondrion.